AUGUCGGGGUCGACGUCCACGUCGAUCGACGCUGGCAUUGUUGUCGCUGCUACACCACAUUCUCAAGAUACAGGCGUUGCGGCUGCGCCUGUCGAUACCAACGCCAAAAAUAACUCGAGCGCUCAGCCUGGCGCUACCUUUUUGCAUUCGCCUCCCAAUAGCAACAACACGGCGAAGUCUGAUGGUUCCGAUUCUGAGUUGAGCGAUCUUGAAGAUGAACCCAUCCUGAGCGAUCCACCGCAGCCUGUUUCUUCUAGCGACAAUGUCAGCAGCGGAGAUAAGAAGGAAAAUGCUGAAGAAGACAUUGACAUUGGGGAGGUCCUGCCAGAUUCCUGGUCCGGUGCUGUUCCUAUCUUCAAGCCCACCAUGCACCAGUUCAAGGAUUUCAAGCGCUUCAUGGAAGCCGUCGAUAGCUAUGGAAUGAAAUCCGGCAUCAUCAAAGUUAUCCCCCCGCAAGAAUGGAAAGACGCCCUUCCCAAACUCGACGACCUUGUGAAGCAGGUCAAAGUUCGAGAGCCGAUCAAGCAAGAUAUUAUGGGAUCCAAUGGAACCUACCGCCAAGUCAACAUCCUUCACGGACGAUCCUACAACCUGCCCCAGUGGCGCCAGUUAUGCAAUCAGAGCGAACACCAACCACCGGCUAGACGUGGUGAGCGACGCGCCAAUGCCGAGAAGCCCAAACCACGAACUCGAGCUGCGACCGCGACUGUGGCUAAACCUCCCGAUCCUUCGACUCCUAAGAAGAGAGGUAGGGGGCGGCCUGCCAAGCGAGGAGGCAGAGGGAAGCGACACAAGCAAGAACAGGCGGAUGAUAAUGAAGACCGGCCUAUGACUCCGGUCUCACCCAAGCCAGAGAUUGCCGAGACUGAGGACAAACCUGUCGAGUCAGUAGAGAAGGACCCUGGUGAAGAGGUUGAGGAGGAUUGUGAACCUACCGUUGGUCGCAUGGGUGGCCUCCGACAGGCAAGAACCAAGACACAAACAGUCUCGGCCCGUCGCAAAUACAGUCGCCGAGAGGGAUCCGCUAUGAUCGACGAAGCUGCCUUUAAAGACUGGGAUUACAAGAUGGACAUAUCCGAGUAUACCCCCGAGCGCUGUGAGGAACUUGAGAGGGCUUACUGGAAGACCCUUACCUACGCACCUCCCCUCUACGGCGCUGAUCUGAUGGGUACGCUUUUUGAUGAAUCGACCGAACAGUGGAAUUUGAACAAGCUGCCUAAUCUUUUGGAUGUCUUGGGUGAAAAAGUGCCAGGAGUCAACACAGCCUAUCUCUACCUAGGCAUGUGGAAAGCAACUUUUGCUUGGCAUCUUGAAGAUGUUGAUCUUUACAGUAUUAACUACCUUCACUUCGGUGCUCCCAAGCAGUGGUAUAGUAUCUCCCAAGCCGAUGCCCGGCGGUUCGAGGCGGCGAUGAAAAACAUAUGGCCUACAGAUGCCAAAGCCUGCGACCAGUUUCUCCGUCAUAAAGGAUUCCUCAUCUCGCCUCAGCAUUUGAAAUCGCAUUAUAACAUUACUGUUAACAAAUGCGUAUCUUAUCCUGGAGAGUUCGUCGUGACCUAUCCAUAUGGAUACCAUUCUGGUUACAAUCUGGGCUACAACUGUGCCGAAGCUGUCAAUUUCGCACUCGAUUCUUGGCUAGACAUCGGCAAAAUCGCCAAAAAGUGCGAGUGUGCCGAAGCGCAAGACAGUGUCUGGAUUAAUGUCUACGACAUCGAGCGUAAAUUACGCGGAGAAGAAACAGAAUAUGAAGAAACCGAGGACGAAGAGGAAGAUGACGAUGAUGAAGAAGGUGGCAUGCCAACACCACCUUCUGGCUCGGGUGUCAAGUUCAGACUGGCUGGUCGUAAGCGAAAGCGUGUACCUGGCGACAAGGGAGGCCAGGUCAAGAAGAUCAGACUUCGUCUCAAAUCGAAAGUCGAACCACCCUGCUGCCUCUGCCCUAACGAUACUCCAUCGGCCGAUCUGUUGCCCACAGAUGAUGGUCGAAAAGCUCAUCGACUUUGCGCGCACUAUCUGCCAGAGACGUAUACGGAAACAAUUGAUGGACAAGAGACAGUCGUCAACGUGUCGAAAAUCCACAAGGAUCGGUUCGAACUCAAGUGUCUCUAUUGCCGCUCCAAACAGGGUGCUUGCUUCCAGUGUUCCCAAAAGAGAUGCGCCCGGGCUUAUCAUGCAACAUGCGCGGCUGCAGCUGGUGUUUUCGUUGAAGAAGAAGAAAUCCCAGUCUUCGGCGAAGAUGGCACAGAAUACAAGGAGCAAGCCUUUGAGUUCAGCUGUCGAUACCAUCGGACGAAGCGAGAUAAGAAGCUUGAUGGAGAUGCAUUGGAGACUGACUCACGAGUUCGGACGGCAGCUUCAAACCUUCAGCCUGGCGAGACCUGCCAGUUGCAACACUUCAAAGGAGAUAUCUUUGCCGGUGUUGUGGUUGAAAACCGGCAUGAUGAGCAAACGUUGCUUAUUGACAUCUUGCCAAAUGGGUAUGCUAGAAUCCAUGAGAAACUCGAUCUCGUCAAAUCUAAACUAAUUGCUUGCAGUGACCGCCUCGAAGUCGAAUGGAAAUGGCUACUGGUACCCGAUCCAGCCGACUAUCGUCUGCCAAAGGCAUCAUCAAAGGCCAUUCCGAUGCCCGCGUCCCAGAAGGCCAAGGAGAAGCUCAAAACAAAACGACUUCAUGACGGCAAGCCCCAGAAGGACGAUCCGUUCGUUGAAGGCUGUACUUGGGCCGAAUUCAACAGCCACCCUGUCACAAACAAAGAACAAGUCAAAAUCGAUUUCUGCAAACCCGACCAAAUUUGGUAUUACUUGCCCAAGAACUCGACAGAAGCCCGCGCCCAGUUCACCGAGGAUCCUCGCAACCCACGUCAUAAUCCCAGGGGUAAUUUCCUAUCGACGGUUCCCAAACCCGUCAAACCCCCAAGGCCGGUUCCAGUAUAUCCUCCCCGACAAGCCUACCAGCCCGCUGUCCCUUAUCCUGCAGCGCGACUUGAUAAGCCAUAUGUGUACAAGCCACGAACACCUGCUUCUCACAACUACCCUGUGAUGGGCAACUUCACCACUCAGAGGUUUACACCAACUGCCCCUUCACCAGCCCAGCAACAGCCCGGAAGCUAUCGUUAUCCGUAUGCACAACCUCUAUCUAUAGGACAACAAGCCGCUCCUGCCUACUCUGCGCAAAGGUUUGAGGUUAGGCAAUCGCCCGCCUAUACACCUCCUGCGAACACACCCAGGAUACAGAGUCCUGCGAAUACACUACCACACAGGUAUCAGCAGGACCAAUGGCACGGAAGACAUACCGCUGCCCUUCCGGCACCCACCCCUAGUCAUCCUGGAGUAGCCCAUCCCUAUCCGCAACCGUAUCAGGCUCCGGCACCUGUAAACCACCACCAGGCAUCGCAAGCAAGAGUGGCUCCGCAGGCAGAUAUAUCUAUAUUCCAAAAGUAUCCCUUUUUCCAGGUCAACCACAACAGGGACUCGACUAAGUAUCGGACGCCAUAUGCUACUUGGGGAGGCUUCACCAACGGAUACGAGGGCAACUUCAGGGCUCACAUCAUAACCAACAAGGAUGCGUAUCUCAACGGUACAAUUAAGGAUAAUAGAUUCCAGGGCAAUCAGAACUUCGGCGCCUACCAGCCUCCGCAUCACCUGCCUCCGGGGCAUGGCCACCAUGCGUCACCUGGGAGCCAGCCUCGGAUCAGCCAACAACCGGACUUGAAGCAAGUGCCCACACCAUCUCUGGGAACUGGCACCCAUAGCUUCAACCAGUUUCCUCGGCCUGCGAUAAAACAACAGUAUUUGCCCCCUAUGCCUAUGCAAACGCAUGCACCUGUGCCUGCACCUGCACAAGUACAGGCCCAGGCGCAGCCCCAAGCGCAGCCGCAAAAGUCGACCCCGAAGCCCCAACAGAGGCCUCUACAGAAGCCUCCGCAAAAGGCUGAAGAAAAGCCUCAGCAGAAGCCCCCACAGACCGCUCAGCCCCCUAAUCAAAGCAGUAAACCUAAGAUUGGGACUAUUUUUAAAGAAUACAAGAUACCCCCGAAAGAGUCGCCAGUGCCGUUGCCUGCAAACUUUCUGGCUUCUAUGGCGCCCACGUCCAAGACCCCUGCUUCCGUUGCCUCCGGAAAGCCAAUCUUGCAACAAGCCGAGGGCAAAGGCUCACCUUGUACGCCCACGGCUGCAAAACCGAUUCAGGCAUCUCAGCAGACAUCGUCGAAUGGGCAGCCUAUGAACAAUCAAAAACUUGGGGCCAAGGUUUCCAAGACCCCUAUUCCAAUUCCGCGAUUGCCGGGCAUUGCUCAGUUCUCUUCGCAAGGUUCAGCCUCAGCUUCAGCCUCAACCCCAACCCCAACACAACAGCAGGGUGCUUCACCUUCCCAGGAUAGCAAGUCGACAUGUACGGCUUCAAAUUUGGUACACGCGACCGAUACAACUGUGCCGGCGACGAACACCUCUUCUGGACAACAAGAUUUUGCAGACGUUCCUGGAGGUGAAUCGAUGGAAUUCAUGGACCGACUUAUGGCGAGCAUACGUACAAUAGCCAGUCGCGACAACGCAGUCUGA
Fusarium musae is the source of this 4557-nucleotide messenger RNA. RefSeq lists its product as uncharacterized. Gene Ontology annotation, biological process: chromatin remodeling. NCBI's taxonomy places the organism in Eukaryota, Fungi, Ascomycota, Sordariomycetes, Hypocreales, Nectriaceae. The transcript is spliced from 4 exons. The record is from RefSeq and is a predicted model, not a curated record. The coding region runs from base 1 to 4557 and encodes 1518 amino acids. Gene Ontology annotation, cellular component: nucleus. Gene Ontology annotation, molecular function: histone H3K9 demethylase activity; histone H3K36 demethylase activity.